Molecule: messenger RNA, 2830 nt
Organism: Tarenaya hassleriana
Lineage: Eukaryota; Viridiplantae; Streptophyta; Magnoliopsida; Brassicales; Cleomaceae
Product: serine/threonine-protein kinase STY8-like
Exons: 13
Coding region: 85-1464 (459 amino acids)
Biological process (GO): protein phosphorylation
Molecular function (GO): protein kinase activity; ATP binding; protein binding
Source: RefSeq, a predicted model, not a curated record
CGUUACAAGUUGGAAACCAGCUCAUUCAUUCAUUCAUACUCUCUCUUCUCUCUCUCAGAGACCACUCUCCACUGUUUGGAUCCGAUGGGGGCGAAAUCUCCGGCCAGAUUCACUCUCGGACGGCAAUCCUCGCUCGCCCCGGAUCGCGGCGGGAAAGAUGAGGAUGAGGAAUCGAUUGCGGCGGCGGUGGCGGCGGUGGAUCCUAGGGUUCGUCUGAUGUAUUUAGCUAACGAAGGCGACAUCGACGGGAUCAAUACGAUGCUCGAGUCCGGGACCAAUGUCAAUUUUAGGGACAUCGACGGCCGUACUGCUCUUCACGUCGCCGCUUGUCAGGGACGGCCAGACGUGGUUCAGCUUUUGCUCAGCCGUGGCGCCGAGGUCGAUCCAAUGGACCGGUGGGGCAGCACGCCUCUUGCAGAUGCAGUGUAUUACAAAAACCAUGACGUGAUAAAGCUUUUGGAGGAACAUGGUGCAGAGCCUCCGAUAGCUCCCAUGCAUGUCCAAAAUGCUCGAGAAGUCCCAGAGUAUGAGAUUGAUGCAAAGGAGCUUGAUUUUUCUAACAGUGAGAAAAUCACAAAGGGUACCUUUCGUUUGGCAUCAUGGCGUGGAAUUAAGGUGGCUGUUAAAACCUUUGGAGAGGAACUGUUCACAGAUGAAGACAAAGUGAAAGCAUUUAGGGAUGAACUUACACUGCUUCAAAAGAUUCGGCAUCCCAAUGUUGUCCAGUUUCUUGGUGCAGUUACUCAAAGUAGUCCUAUGAUGAUUGUUACCGAGUAUUUAUCUAAGGGAGACCUACGGGAAUAUCUGGACAGGAAAAGGGCUCUAAAGCCAGAACUAGCCGUGAAGUUUGCACUUGAUAUUGCCAGGGGAAUGAAUUAUUUGCAUGAGCAUAAACCUGAAGCAAUAAUCCACCGCGAUCUGGAGCCAUCAAAUAUACUGCGGGAUGAUUCCGGGCAUCCGAAAGUUGCAGACUUCGGAGUGAGCAAGCUACUUGUAGUUAAGAAUACAGUCAAAGAAGACAAGCCGGUUACACCACAGGAUACAUCUUGGCGGUACAUGGCUCCUGAAGUGUAUAGGAAUGAGGAAUAUGAUACUAAAGUGGAUGUGUUCUCUUUUGCUUUGAUCUUACAAGAGAUGAUUGAAGGCUGUGUGCCAUUUCCUAUGAGUCAAGAGAGCGAAGUUCCUAAAGCAUAUGUUGCAAAUGAGCGCCCCCCAUUCAACGCUCCUGCAAAACGUUAUCCUCUUGUGUUGAAAGAGUUAAUCCAGGAUUGUUGGGACAAAGAACCUUCUAGAAGACCAACGUUUCGACAAAUUAUCACCAAGUUGGAGGUCAUAAGCCAUCAUCUUGAAAGAAAGAACCGCUGGAAGGUGAGGUUAGGAAUGUGCCUUCCGAUAUUCGGAGGCUUGAUGAAGAGAGAUUAUGUGAAUCCAAGCAGCCGAUCAUCACACUCCUUCAACAGGUAAGUAAAAACACAAAAACUGUGUCUCCGAUUUGUAACAUCAGAAGGAUUUUCUUUUGAAAUGGUUUGCCCGAAGGGGAAAACAAUGUGAAUGUGUGAAUCUAGAAUUUCUCCAUGAGUGUUGUAUUUUAGUCUUGUAACCCUGUGUUGUGUGAUCCAUUUGAAAUUCAAAUGACAGAAUAUGUGCGUGCAAUUCACUCGUUCUUGUAUUCGGCAUCUUACUUUAGGGUAAGAAGAGACCCCUUUGUUUGUUUUUUCUGUCUAUUUCUGACAGUAAGAAGACUCGUAUCCUAUAGUUUUUACAUCAUAAAUGUGAUCUGUAAGAAAGAAGAGUUCAUUAACUUUGAGUUUGGGAUGAUACUGAUGGGUCCAUUCAAGACAGAUACCACGAUCAGAUUUAGAAGCUUUAGAGGUAAAUUCUGUUGACCCUCUCUGCUUUGUUUUCUAUUGUCAUGUUUUGCUCCCUGCAAUGUCAAAAGUUGUUCAAGUACUUUCAAAGUUACCGGAAAAAAUACGAACGCAAACCCGUUAUCAGCUCAAAUUUUUCUUGGUAACAACAACAAACUUUGUUCAUUCAAACAUUUACAAACAACCUUAUGAUUAAAUCACAAAGAACUCUGGAUUUUUUUAUCUUCUUUGCCUCAAUGCCUCUUUGUUUCUCUUUCAGCCUGCAGGUAGGAGUACACAGAAAACAGAUGAAGUUAUUCAUGCAUAUAUAUAUAUUUAUGUGUGUGUAUUAUUACAUAUCGAAAACUGGAAUUCCUCUUCUUACAGCUUUGAUGGCCCUCUCAACAGCAUCCCAUCCGUAAAGAUCGAUGUAAUGUUGAACUGAACUCCGAGCAUCAAGGCUCAUCAUCUCCCCACUGAACAUCGGUAGCACCAGCCACAUACAAAACAGAAGCUUCAUGUACGGCCAGAACGGUAUCCUUCAACCAAAAGCUAGCAUUCAUCAUCGUCAUUUCAGAAAAAAACAAAUCUCUGUAACCAAACAGGAAAAAGCCAUGCAUGUACCAGGCAAGGAUUCUCCAAACAGACAUCUCGAACAAUGUCAUGAAGGAGUAAAUGAUCCAGUAUGUGAGCCACUGCUGGUCAUCCAACAUCGUUGGACUCUCUAUCGCUCUUAGCGAUGCAUACCUGCUCAUAUAUAUGAUAUCUCCAUUAACGUAUCCAUAUACACACAUAUAUAUAUGUAUGUAUGUAUGUAUGUAUAUACACAUCACUGAUACAAUAAUGUUCAUCAUUAGUCUGUGUUGAUCUUACAGAGGAUAAAGAAGCAUGACUCCUGGCCUGCACAUGCCACCAAAAGCAGACAAGACAAUGUUAGACAUUAAUGGUACGUUUUUCAUACACUCUUUUCUAAUUCGAAUUAG